AUGACAGGUCUAAGGAGCAUCACAACAGUUCCCAAGUACAGUGAACUACAGGCCUGUCAGCCUGAUCUUGUUGCCGUGGAAGAUUAUGGAGCAGAUCAUCUGGAGUGCCAUCAUGUGGGAUGUACAGGACAACCAGGUGAUCAGUCCCAGUUAUCCAAACUGCCAACUAGAAAUAGCCUAAUUGACUGGGCGUAUGGCAGGGGGACAUGUUCUAAUGAACAUGUAGCUCAGAAGUCUGAAGAGGAGUGGACGUGCGUGCGCUGUACCCUAAUAAACACGCCUUCUGCCGAAAUUUGUGAUGCCUGUUUGACUUCAAGGCCUGAAGUCUCCUGCAAAGUUAAGACAGAGAAUGUUGAAGAUUCUGCAGCCUUUAACAUAAAUUUAAUGAAGUACCCGUGUAACGAUUUCAAAAAAUCAAGCACAGAAAUCAAGAUCAAUAGGAAAGCUGCGUUUGGAACUACAACUCUUGUCUUAACAGAUCUUGGUAACAAAGCUGCUUUGAGAAAUGAUACUGAAAUAUCCCAUGGGCAGUCUCAGGGUGUUGUUCCAAAGAGCAAGUGUAAUCAAAUCCAAAACGUUUACCAGUCAGGGGGAAGCACAGACAAGAAUUGCUCAACACACGUGACGACUGUGGCUUUGCCCUCCUGGCAGAAACAUCUCUCUUUCAAACAUGUACAGAAGAAACAGAAAACGGAUCAUACAUCCUCAGUUCACCAAUAUAAUACAGCAAGCAGGAGUCCUCCUGUAACCUGUCCUUACAGCCCAUCUGCAGCUGCUGCGGCAGGUGACGCUGGCGUGUGGAGCAGGGGCCGCCCCCGCUGCGCCGGGCACGGCCGCCCCUGCAGCCUCCGGCUGGUGAGGAAGGAGGGAGGGAACAGAGGCCGCCGCUUCUACACCUGCCCCCUACCCAGGGAGACUCGCUGCGACUACUUUCAAUGGGCUGACAUGAAUUUUCCAUUUUGUAACCAUGGCAAGCGAUGCGUUAUGAAGACUGUGUUGAAGAUUGGUCCCAAUAAUGGAAGAAACUUUUUUGUAUGCCCUCUUGGGAAAGAAAAACAGUGUGGCUUUUUCCAAUGGGCAGAAAAUGGGCCAGAAAAUAUUCUCUGA
Messenger RNA from Merops nubicus (carmine bee-eater), 1107 nucleotides. Its product is annotated as endonuclease 8-like 3. The record is from RefSeq and is a predicted model, not a curated record. Gene Ontology annotation, molecular function: zinc ion binding. The transcript is spliced from 6 exons. The coding region runs from base 1 to 1107 and encodes 368 amino acids. Lineage: Eukaryota; Metazoa; Chordata; Aves; Coraciiformes; Meropidae.